AUGAGUCGGAUUUUAACAUUUUUCACAGUAGUAGCAGCAACAACCUUGUUUUGUGUUGAGGUGAACGGCCUACCAUACAGUUAUUUUCAGUUGAGAAAACAUGGACAGAAGAGAGAAGCCCAGUUCACAGAGAAGUAUUUUAUACAGACUAUGGACCACUUCAACUUUAACAGCAUGGGGAAUGGGACAUUCAAUCAGCGUUACCUGAUCAACGAUACGUACUGGAAGAAAGGCUAUGGUCCUAUUUUCUUCUACACUGGCAAUGAGGGAGACAUCUGGGAGUUUGCAUUCAACUCAGACUUCAUCACAGAGUUAGCUGCUCAGCAGAGAGCUCUGGUCAUAUUUGCUGAACAUAGGUACUAUGGCAAUUCUCUACCAUUUGGCAAAGACUCCUUCAACAUCCCUGAGAUCAGUCUGCUGACAGUGGAGCAAGCUCUUGCUGACUAUGCUGUCAUGAUCACUGAGCUGAAAAAGCAGCUGGCAGCCACAGACUGUCCUGUCAUCGUGUUUGGUGGCAGUUAUGGUGGAAUGCUGUCAGCCUACAUGAGACUCAAGUAUCCGAACAUUGUGGCUGGAGCUCUGGCUGCCAGUGCCCCUGUACUGUCCACUGCUGGGCUGGGAGACUCCAGGCAGUUUUUCAGAGAUGUUACAGCUGAUUUUGAGAGUGUUGCUCCUGAAUGCAGCGAUGCUGUGAAAAUGGCAUUCCAUCAGCUGAAAGAAAUGGCGGAUCGUCAAGAUUACAGUCGCAUCCAGUCAGAAUUGUCUCUGUGUAAGCCUCCAGCAUCAGCUCAGGACAUCCGGCAACUGAACGGCUUGUUGAGGAACGCCUUUACUCUGAUGGCUAUGCUGGAUUACCCCUACAGCACUCACUUCAUGGGUAACAUGCCCGCCAAUCCUGUAAAGGUGGCCUGUAAAACCAUGCUGAGUGGGCCUGACCUGCUCACCAACCUCAGGAACACUGCAGGGAUUGUAUACAACUCUACAGGGCUGUUCGCCUGUUUUGACCAGUACAGUCUGUAUGUGGAGUGUGCUGAUCCAACCGGCUGUGGACUGGGUUUCGACAGCCUGGCCUGGGACUAUCAGGCAUGCACAGAGAUUGAUAUGUGCUAUGAGAGCAACAACGUGACGGACAUGUUUCCUCCCAUGUUCUUCACUGAGACAGACCGUGAGCAAUACUGCUCCAAACGUUGGGCUGUGAUUCCACGGCCAGACUGGCUCAAAACCCAGUUCUGGGGUAACGCUCUCUCCACAGCCAGCAACAUUAUUUUCUCUAAUGGAGAUCUGGACCCAUGGGCAAAUGGAGGGGUUCGCAAAUCCUUGAGCACAUCAUUGGUAGCUGUCAACAUUUCUGGAGGAGCCCAUCAUCUGGAUCUGAGAGGAUCUAAUGCUGCUGAUCCAGUGUCAGUCAUCAAUGCCAGGAAGACAGAAGGAGAGCUCAUCACACAGUGGGUGAAGAUGGAGCGAACUAGAUUACGGCAGUCACUUUAAAGCACAGGUUAAGAGUUGGUCAGGACUGGAAUUCUGUCAAAUAAUUAGUAAUGUCUAAGAUUCAGCUUGGUUUCAAAGUUGUACAGAAAAUACUCCAACUCUUAGUCUCAAUUCCAUUCUGUGGAAGUGGGUAUAAAAUAUGUAUAUGUGUUCAACCUGGAAAAGCCUUAUUCCAAAAUGGAUUCAAUUCAUUAUUUUCCUUAAAAAUUCUACACACAAUACCCUAUAAUGAAGUUUUAAAUGAAGUGAAAAUCAUUUUUUCCCCGAUUAUAUUAACCCUUUAUAGGGCACUCCUGGAAAUUGAAAAUGUCAACCCUGAAGUGUUAUUUUAGGAUUCAUUUUUCUAUUGCAAAUCAAGGUCAAUUGAGUCAUUAUUAUUAUUAUUAUAUUUAUUAUAGUCUCUUUCCCACAGCAACCCUAAAUAGACAAUAACACAUAAUUUGCAUCCAUCACCACUUUAUCUUUUACUUUUAAACUAUUUAUUAUCUUUUUAGACUACUUAUUACAUGUGCGUAAUGUCUGAAUGUCUUUUUUGAAGCACCAUAUAUAUGAGAAGCACACGUAAAUUUAGUUGUAUACUUUUUUAAUACAAUGACAAUAAAGGACAGCUUGAAUCUUGUAUAAUUUACUGAUUGGUCAGAUGCCACAGUGUCACUAUCUGUGAUGGAGAAACCCAUGUGGUUCUAUGAGCUCACAGAGAGCAAUGAGACCUGUUAUAGAUGUCCGUUCAAGUUACCAAAUAUGGUUCUUUGCCUGAUAAAGGGUUAAAAAUACAGAACGAAAAUAUAACAUGUCCAAUUGUAUUCACAGCCUUUGCUCAACACUUUGUUGAAGCACCUUUGGCAGCAAUUACAGUCUCAAGUCUUUUUGAGUUUGAUGCUACAAGCUUGCAAUGCCUAUUUUUGGGCAGUUUCUCCCAUUCUUCUUUGUGGGACUACCAAAGCUCCAUCAGGUUGGAUGGUGAGCGUCGGUGCACAGCCAUUUUCAGAUCCUUCCAGAGAUGUUCAAUCAGGUUCAAGUCUGGUCUCUGGCUGGGCCACUCAAGGACAUUCACAGAGUUGUCAGGGAGACACUCCUUUGUAUCUUGGCUGUGUGCUUCGGGGCGUUGGAAGAUGAACCUUCGCCCCAGUCUGGGGUCCAGAGCUCUCUGGAGCAGGUUUUCAUCAAGAAUGUCUCUGUACAUUGCUGCAUUCAUCUUUCCCACAGUGUGAUGCUGCCACCACCAUGCUUCACUGUAGGGAUGGUGUUGGCCAGGUGAUGAGGGGUGCCUUGUUUCCUCCAGACGUGACGCUUGGCAUUCAGGCCAAAAGAGUUCAAUCUUUGUUUCAUCAGACCAGACAAUUUUGUUUCUCAAGGUCUGAGAGUCCUUCAGGUGCCUUUUUGCAAACACCAGGCGGGCCGUCAUGUGCCUUUUACUGAGGAGUGGCUUCAGUCUAACCACUCUUCCAUGCAGGCCUGAUUGGUGGAGACCAGCUCUAGGAAGAGUCCUGGUGGUUCCAACCUUUUUCCAUGCAAUUUUUUUUUUUUUUUUCGUUUUUCGUAAAUGUGCAAAAUUUCCCAAAAACUUUUUGCGCGUUGUCAUUAUGGGGUAUUGUGUGUAGAAUUUUGACCUGAAAAAAUGAAUUGAAUCCAUUUUGGAAUCAGGCUGUAACAUAACAAAAUGUGCAUUUGGCAGCUGCACCUGUGUUGCAUUUUCCCUGGAAACUGUUGAACUUCUUCUUAUUUUUGUAAUAUUAUAUUUUGCUCUUCAUUUGCAAAAUAAAGACAUGUCCAUGUUUGCGAGUAGCAGGGAAUGGUAGGGAAACCCUGUUAACUCACCAAGUUGACAACCAAUGUUGGUAAAUCUAGUGAAACCUAAUAACGAACAAGAUACGAUAUGGUGAACUUGCUUCGUACUUCAGGGCCCGGAUGUUCUACCAUGGCUAGAUCACUCCAGACCUGCUUGGUUUCAUGAGUCAAUGAAUGAUCCUAAUAUUGUUUCUGCUCAAUAAAAUCUCUUUCAUUUCUACAUGUAUAGUCAAUGCUGGAUUGGCUUUAAUUUUGAAAUAAAAUGUGACAAUAAUAAAAUGAAUUGAAUAAAAACAACAAGGAAAACUGGGGUGAUGAUUUUUCUGCAUGUGGUAGCUGGAUGCAGCCUUGUAUUAAAUGGUAAAUGGACUGCACUCAUAUAGCGCUUUUCUAGUCUUUACGACCACUCAAAGUGCUUUACACUUCACUUGACCUCUUCACCUCCCGCAAACUGGAUUUCUUGUGUGUGACUGAAACUUGGCUGAGUGUGAGUGGUGAGUCAAGCUCGCUUUCAGAACUUUUACCUGCUGACUGUUCUUAUUUCAACUCCCCGUGGACUAGUGGUCGAGGACAAGGAGGAGUAACGAGUGUUUUUAAGAAAAGCCUUGACUGUCUGCAAUUUCCAUCGGUCUAUAACGCUUCUAGUUUUGAACUUAAUAUGUUUGAGUUAGGCCGUUCUCAUCACUCAAGGACUUCAUCAGUGACUUUUCUAAUUUACUGCCUGAGAUUAUGCUGAAAUAUGAUCAAGUUUUAAUGGUGGAAGACUUUAAUAUUAAUGUCUUCUGGCCUGCCAGGCCGUUGGCAAGAUUAAUUGGUCCUACACAGGAACAUGGACACACUUUUGAUCUUGUAUUCUCAUGCAAUUUGUGUGUUUUUAACUUUGAAAUAUUUGAUGCUGUCUUCUCAGAUCACAUGCCUGUUUUAUUUGAGAUCUCUCCUCCUUGCCAUAUCGCUGAACAGUGUGCCCCUGCUCGUUAAUGUA
Messenger RNA from Centropristis striata (black sea bass), 4258 nucleotides. RefSeq names its product dipeptidyl-peptidase 7 (gene dpp7). Gene Ontology annotation, molecular function: dipeptidyl-peptidase activity; serine-type exopeptidase activity. The transcript has 13 exons. Lineage: Eukaryota; Metazoa; Chordata; Actinopteri; Perciformes; Serranidae. The coding region runs from base 1 to 1488 and encodes 495 amino acids. Gene Ontology annotation, biological process: proteolysis. Gene Ontology annotation, cellular component: vesicle. The record is from RefSeq and is a predicted model, not a curated record.